ACUCCAGACCUCAGCAUUCAUCUACCGUCCUCUCAUCUGGAGGGCAUGGAUCCCCAUGUGGAUGUGAAGAUUGAAGAUGCUCAGCUGGCUGAUGGAAAUCAUGCUAAACAGGAGCCACCUGGAGCCAGCAUGAAGGUUCACCUUGCCUCGGUGGCCAUACCAAGCUUCAAGCUAAGUAAGCUGGACCUGAAGGGCCCCACAGAUGGCAUUGAAAUCCCCAGUGAAGUGGUGUGUGGACCCGACGUCAAGCUGUUAUUAUCUGGUGUGCAGGCUGACCUCCAGACUCAGCCUUCCUCUGUGGUUUUUAGUAUCGUCAAAGAGCUGCCUGUUUCCUAUGUUUCUGGUGAAUCCUCAAUUGAGUCUGCAAAUACUCCUCCACUUGAUGGAUCUGAUCGGGAAGGAGAGGGAAGUUCCUUCAAAUUGCCACACAUCAAGCUCCGUCCAUUUACUUUGUCUCCAAAAAAGAAAGCAGAGUCUGCAGGUGACUCUGAGUCCCCACAGGUGGAUCCCAUCCAUAGUCCUGAUUUUUCUGUAGUUGAAAUCGACCCUCAAAUUGGGACUUGUGAAUCGCACCAGCAUGUAUCUAUCGAGAAGGAAGCAGAGAAGGGAAGAAACCGGAAGCUGAGCUUUUCCAUGCCACGACUUGCACUGCCCAAGAUAAAAGGUUCUAAGGGGCGAGCUGGCAUGCCGGAGGGAGAAGUGAAGCCAUCACUUACCGGUACUACAGCUGGAGGUAACUUGGUAGUCGUACAAACCUCUGUCAGUGAUACCCAUGUUGGGGGCACUAGAUCAAAAGAUGUUGCUACAGCGCCCAGCAUCAGAUCCCCCUCCAUGCCUGCAGAAGUGACUGGGUGCAAAACUGAUCUUGCGCCUCUCGAAGAUGCCUUGGAUAUCAGAGGUGACAUCCAGAGUCAUAUGUUUUUGGGUGUGUCUGCAAGUCAGCCCUUUGGGGAACUGACAGCAUCUGUGACAGGAGACCUGCAGCCAUCCUGUAGACAAACACAUAGCGCCCCCACCAUGGAAAGCCCUGAGAUAGAUCCCACAGCAAAAGAGACAACAAAGUAUUCACAUGAGCGCCGCUUCAAAAUGCCCAAGUUCCGAGUUCCUGGUUUCAGGCGCUCCUCAUCCAAGGAGCGAGAUGGGGCUGGAGAACAGGAAGCUACUCAGACUCCAGACGCUGGCAUAGCCUUAGAGGCAGAAGUAGCAGCUGCCAAUGAGCCUGAGUCAAAAUUAGAGGCACAUGUCUCCCUGGGGUCACCAGAGGAAGGGAUCAGUGUGGAAACUCCAAAAAGCCCUACGUAUGCAGAUGUUGUAAAACGUGAUCUCCAUGGAACAGGUGUUAGGAUGCAUGGCUCCACUGUGGGGAUGUCCCAGACACAUCCGUCCACCCAUGAGUUAGGGACCCAUCCAGGCAAAAACUCUUCUAGUGUGAGCGUCUCAGAACUCCAGCUUCCUCCAGAAGGAACAGGCAAGCAACAGCAUCCUGGGUCAGGAGGACACAUUCUUGCUGAGGUGGCGGCUGGAGCAGGAAACUGGCCUUCUCAGCCCCAAGGACCUCUGAGGUUGAAGGCUUCCGUCACUGAUAUGCCAUCCCAGGCCUCCAUGGUGAGCACGAGUCAGCUCUGGGAGGAUUCUGUGUUGACUGUAACAUUCCCCAAAUUAAAGGUACCCAAGUUCUCCUCCCAUGACUCCAGCUCUGAGGCUGAUGUAUUCUUCCCUGUGGUGAGGAAGGUGCAAUGUGCAGAGGCCAGCAUUGACAGUGCCAUGCAUAAAGAUGGUCCUGGGCUCUGGGUAGCCAGCAUUCUAAAGACAGGUGCUGAGGAUCCUAGAGGGCCACCAGUAAGCCUUGAGCAAUCAGUGGAACCAUCCCCUAUUUCUAAGGUCAGAGUGCACAUUCAGGGCUCUCAAGGUGAGAGUCAAGAAGUCGCUUUUUGCAGCAGGAUGGAACAAGAGGGUUCUGACUCCUCAGCAUGCGAAGCCUUUUCUACUCAGAUUGUACGGGAAUCAGAGAUUCCUGUGUCUACAAUUCAAACUCCUUCUUACGGGUUUUCUUUGCUGAAAGUGAAAAUCCCAGAGCCUUCUGUGCAGGCUAGUGUGCAAACAGGGGCUCCCGACUGCCAGGUACAGGAGGACUCGGUGGGUGGAGCUCCCCGAGCUGCUGCAGGGAGACACUUCAUUCCUGCUGAUUUCCCACCUGAUGCUGGCGAGCCCUUUGAGAUGAUCUCCUGCAGUGCUGGCGUGCCUCCUGGGCCCCAGCUCACAGACAGCACCUCUGAUGAGGAGCAGGCAGAGAUUCUUGAAUUUCCUGAGGACAGCCAGGAGGUAAAGACCCCUGAGAUGGCUACAAAACAGAAGCCAGAAGGAAAGAAGGCCAGCCUGUUGUGGUCCUGGCUGCCAAGCAUUGGGUUUUCCUCUGUGGAAGAGACGGCUGCUGAUUCCGGAGAUGCUGCCCAGAGACCUGCCCCUGUCCACGUGCAGCCUGCUGCUCGACUGGACCCUGAACUGCCCAGGAAACAGGAGAAGGCGGGCUGGUUCCGCUUCCCUAAGCUCGGAUUCUCCUCUUCACCUACGAAGAAGAUCAGAAGCGCCGAAGGUGGGGACGUUCAGGUGGAGCAGAAGCCCCAGGAAGAAACCCUCACCUUUUUUGAUGCCCGAGAAAGCUUCUCUCCCGAGGAGGAGGAAGCUGAGCAGGAGGUGACCAGUGCCAGGCCUGGUUCCAAAGCAAUGGUGGCAUCCUCUGCCAGAACAGAACUAGUACUGUUGGAACAGGCUAGAGAUACCGGUGACAAAUCUACACCUAGGCCUGUGGCCAAAUGAGAGCCGGAGGUCAGAGUCGGUGGAAGAGAUAAACAAGGCAAGCUGAGCAUCGGGCCUGGGCGCUGUGAAAGCAGCCUACCCUAGAAUGCACCUUUACACCUUGAUCUGCGGACUUGAAACCAAAGCACAGAUGAAUAGUGUGUCUGUGCCACAUAACACAGUCAUCCACACGGAAAUAAAAAUUAUGCUAGUUUCUUCCAAGCUUUGGAAGCAACGAAGGCUGCAAAAUUGUCUAGCUCUGUGUGUUACUGCUGGAGAACUCUGUUGGCUUUUGUGGGGUAAGUCCCAAGAAGCCACCCAGUGUCAGGAGAGCAACAUUGCCCCUGGAGUUCCCAUAUCUGUGGGCAGAAGUAGCUUUUGGUGUAAUCUCUGCCCCAUCGUUGCCGUUUCCUGGUGAGUUCUCUUUUCCUGUCAGGCAGAAUAUGGGGUGCCCCGGGACACCCCCAUACCUUCUUGUUCGUGAACUUCCUCCUUUGCUGACUGUUUUGCUUUGAGACAUUGACUGUGAUGAGAAGUAUGUGUGGCAGAAAGUUCUGGCCGGUGGCGAACUGUGUUCAGUGAUAGGGCACAGACACGGGGUUGCCAUCAAACCUUGGUUGUGUUUAUUUGUCUACCUGCCUGCUGGUGUCAACUAAUUCCCCCAGUGUGUACGAGUUCUUUGCUCUGGCUCCUGAGCACCUCAUGGUACUGAUUGUAGACCUGACAGACCGUCCCCUUCAGUCCCCUCCUACUGGGCAAUAAAGGAAACGAUG
This is a messenger RNA of Microtus ochrogaster (prairie vole), 3569 nucleotides long. RefSeq names its product protein AHNAK2-like (gene Ahnak2). The transcript is spliced from 2 exons. NCBI's taxonomy places the organism in Eukaryota, Metazoa, Chordata, Mammalia, Rodentia, Cricetidae. Bases 46 to 2817 code for a protein of 923 amino acids. Gene Ontology annotation, biological process: regulation of RNA splicing. The record is from RefSeq and is a predicted model, not a curated record. Gene Ontology annotation, cellular component: cytoplasm; nucleus; costamere. Gene Ontology annotation, molecular function: protein binding.